This is a messenger RNA of Lontra canadensis (Northern American river otter), 664 nucleotides long. Its product is annotated as cortistatin-like. The record is from RefSeq and is a predicted model, not a curated record. Gene Ontology annotation, biological process: regulation of cell migration. Lineage: Eukaryota; Metazoa; Chordata; Mammalia; Carnivora; Mustelidae. The transcript has 2 exons. Gene Ontology annotation, cellular component: extracellular region. Bases 277 to 597 code for a protein of 106 amino acids. Gene Ontology annotation, molecular function: neuropeptide hormone activity.
CUCCCAGCUCGCGCCCCGUCGGCGGCUUUAAUGAAGGGGUUAACUCUGUUCCAAAAGCGCUUUUGUGGGCUGAUGGCUUCGGCAGGUGCGUCACUGCCUGAGUGUGAGGGAAGCGGGGGCACAGGCUUUUGACAGGCACAGAGACCCGAAACACAGCCGCAGGUGGAGCGUAAUUAAAAUGCCCCCCGCACCCCACCCCUCCACCAGACCCAAGUGCACAAAACACCGACUUCGGGGCUGCCCAAGACGAGCAGCCCCAGAGCUUCGGCCCUCAGAAUGCCGCCACCUCUCUGCUUGCUGCUGCUGCUGCUGCUGUCGUCGGGGGCCACAGCCCCGGCCGCCCUGCCCCUGGAAGGUGGCCUCGAGGGACACGACGACCAACAUCUGCAGGAAGGGAUGGAAAUGAAGAAAAACAGCCUCUUGACUUUCCUGGCUGGGUGGUACCAGUGGGUGUCCCAGGCGGGUGCAGCUUCCUUCACAGGAGGGGGAGCCGGGGAGGCGGCCAAGCGACAGGGCGUCCCACCCCCUCAGCGGUCACUGCGGGAGAAGACACCGUGCAAGGAUUUCUUCUGGAAGACCUUCUCCUCCUGCAAAUAAAACUCCACCCCCGAUCGCUCAUGCAAAGGAGUGUAACGAACCAUCUGAAUAAAAUGUAUUAACAGCU